CCCCCCCCCCCGCCGCGCGCGUCGCAAUUGGCGGGAAAAGGUCGGCGAAGGGUGGUGAGGUACAGCGCCUCGCGCGGACGUUGAGGCGACGUUCGCGGGCGACCGAGGUCUCCUUCUCUCCCCUCCCCUUCCCUCCCACUCCCCUCGCGUCUUCUGAGGCGAUAAACCUCCCGGUGCCGCGCCAUGAUGCUUCGCCUCGCGGCACGCGGCCUGCUCUCGCCUCGGGCCCCCCGCGCUCGCCUGAGCGGCUCUGCCGGGCAAGGCGGCGGCGGAGGAGGAGGAGGAGGGCGGCGGCGGCUGCUGCUGAGGUGGAUCGGCGUCGGAGCCGUGACCGCCUCGGUGGCCGUGGCGGCGGCGGCCGCUCGUUGGGCUCCUCCGGCCGAGAUGGCGACUGCGAAGACGACGACGAAGACGACGAAGACGAAGGAGGAGUGGAGGGAGUUCAUGGCGCCUCCCGUGAGCGGAGUGGAGGCGCUUCGGGCGACUCCCGACGCCAUGAGGAGUCGGAUGGAGGUGUUCAUCAUGGAGCUGCAGGCCGAGGUUUGCCGUGCGCUGGAGGAGGUGGAGGGGGAGGGGGGGAAGAAAUUCCGGGUGGAGCAGUGGAGUCGUCCUGGUGGAGGCGGAGGGGUGACGUGCGUGCUGCAGGAGGGCCGUGUGUUUGAGAAGGCCGGGGUGAACGUGUCCGUCGUUCGGGGCCACCUACCUCCCGAGGCCGCGGCACAGAUGCGGAGCAGAGGUCGCGACAUCACCCCAGACGCCAACGGCCAGUACCCGUUUGUGGCGAUGGGCGUGAGCUCGGUGAUCCACCCACACAGCCCCCACGUGCCCACACUGCACUUCAACUACCGCUACUUUGAGAUUCAGCAGCAACAAGGCGGCACGGUGUGGUGGUUUGGUGGAGGUACCGACAUGACUCCGAGUUUCCUGGUGGAGGAGGACGUCAUCCACUUCCACGGCACCCUACAGGCGGCACUCACAGCCUUCCCUGGCCUCUACCGCCACUACAAGAAGUGGUGUGACGACUACUUCUCCCUGCCUCACCGUGGCGGCGAGCGCCGCGGCGUCGGCGGAAUCUUCUUCGACGACCUCACCUCACCCUCGGCCGCUCACCACCCGCUCACCUCGGCAACGCCCUCGGCCGCUCACCACCCGCUCACCUCGCCCUCGGCAAUGCCGUCGGCUCACCACCCGCUCACCUCGCCCUCGGCAAUGCCGUCGGCUCAACCCGCGCUCAACUCGCCCUCCGGUGGCGAGGGUGGCGAGGGUGGUGGUGGUGAUGGUGGUGGUGGUGAGGGUGGUGGUGGUGAGGGUGGUGGUGGUGGUGAGGGUGGUGAGGGUGAGGGUGGUGGUGAGGACCCCGAGGGAGCGUUUGCGGUGGUGCGAGCGUGUGGGCGAGCCGUGCUGCCCUCCUACCUGCCCGUGGUGGAGCGACGUCGCCACGGCAACCACGACGGGGCCCAGCGGCGCUGGCAACAGCUGCGGCGGGGACGCUACGUGGAGUUCAAUCUCCUCCACGACCGAGGGACCAAGUUUGGGCUGGCGACACCAGGUUCACGUACAGAGAGCAUCCUGAUGUCGCUACCCCUCACCGCCCGGUGGGAGUAUGCGUUUGAGCCGGAGCCUGGCAGCCCUGAGGAGAAGAUGCUGGACGUGCUGAGAAACCCUAGAGACUGGGUCUGACUCACCAUCUCACUCACCAUCUCACUCACCCAUUCACUCAACACUCAACCGCUCACUCAACCAUUUACUCACCACUCACUCAACCACUCGCAACUCACUCCUCACCCACUCACCCACUCACUCCUCACCCACUCACCCACUCAACCGCUCACUCAACCACUCACCAUAUGGCGCUACUGAUAAAGUUAUAGCGACGUCAGUGAGGCUACUGAUAAAGUUAUAGCGACGUCAGUGAGGCUACUGAUAAAGUUAUAGCGACGUCAGUGACGCUACUGAUAAAGUUAUACCGAAGUCAGUGAGGCUACUGAUAAAGUUAUAGCGACGUCAGUGACGCUACUGAUAAAGUUAUAGCGACGUCAGUGAGGCUACUGAUAAAGUUAUACCGACGUCAGUGAGGCUGCUGAUAAAGUUAUACCGACGUCAGUGAGGCUACUGAUAAAGUUAUAGCGACGUCAGUGAGGCUACUGAUAAAGUUAUACCGACGUCAGUGAGGCUACUGAUAAAGUUAUAGCGACGUCAGUGAGGCUACUGAUAAAGUUAUAGCGACGUCAGUGACGCUACUGAUAAAGUUAUAGGGACGUCAGUGAGGCCACUGAUCAAGUUAUACCGACGUCAGUGAGGCUACUGAUAAAGUUAUAGCGAUGUCAGUGAGGCUACUGAUAAAGUUAUACCGACGUCAGUGAGGCUACUGAUAAAGUUAUACCGAUGUUAAAUCACUUUUUGAUAUUCUUGGUUCUUUCGGUAAAGUCACCACCACGUAGAAGGGAAACAAUAAAAUAAUAAAAAUAUAAAACAAUAA
Molecule: messenger RNA, 2479 nt
Organism: Petromyzon marinus (sea lamprey)
Lineage: Eukaryota; Metazoa; Chordata; Hyperoartia; Petromyzontiformes; Petromyzontidae
Source: RefSeq, a predicted model, not a curated record